Nannospalax galili (Upper Galilee mountains blind mole rat) is the source of this 4145-nucleotide messenger RNA. RefSeq names its product SET domain bifurcated histone lysine methyltransferase 2 (gene Setdb2). The record is from RefSeq and is a predicted model, not a curated record. Gene Ontology annotation, cellular component: nucleus. Gene Ontology annotation, molecular function: DNA binding; zinc ion binding; protein binding. NCBI's taxonomy places the organism in Eukaryota, Metazoa, Chordata, Mammalia, Rodentia, Spalacidae. Gene Ontology annotation, biological process: heterochromatin organization; negative regulation of gene expression. The transcript is spliced from 14 exons. Bases 758 to 2848 code for a protein of 696 amino acids.
AGAGCGUCUGAGUCGUCGGCCGGUUGUCUGUGCGGCCAAUAGGCUUCGGGCCGGGUGGUGGCGCGCGUGGCGGCGGCGGGCUCUCCUGUGGGGAGUAACGGGAGAGCUGUUAGAGUGUGCAGGUUGCGCGCCUGCCCCUCUUGGGCGGAGGUGAGAUCUAGGAAAGAAGUGACACCUUCCCCGCCCUAGCGCACGAGUGGCCGUGCGUUCUACACCGCCACUGGAGCGCAGCGUGGAAAACGCCUCCACGGUAGCGGCGCGUGGUCAGGGCUCCCAGCCGCCCCCUUUGCCUCGUUUCCGGUGAAGACCUCCAUCACAGGGGGACUCUGAGACCCUGAGGCUGUAACGGGCUGCAGGCAGUGGAGUCUAAAAUUCAGAAGCAGAACCUUCAGGUUUAACCCAUUUUCCAGAAUAUUUCAUGCAUUUGUGGACUAAUACAUGGAAUUUAUUUUUAAAAAGACAUUGUCAGUGAUCCUGAUACAGCUCUCAAUAUAGUCGUCAAUGAAGAAGCAUGUGCCUGAUUAUUGGUUGGACUAGUAGUCAUUUCUGAAAGUCUCUUCAAGCACAAUUUCCAUUUGAAGACUCAAGUUUCAAAGAAUAUUGGCUUUAGAAUGGUGUAAUAAUGUUAUAUUUUGUUUGAGGACUACAGAUUUCAGACACUACAGUUGGAUUCCUCAUAUAGUCUCCAAUCAAAGUGGUUUAUAAUGCAGCUUUGAUAAACAAUUUUGAAGAAUUUUAUAUUUAUAAACACCAAAAGAUGGGAGAAAAAAAUGGUGAUGCAAAGACUUUCUGGAUGGAGCUAGAAGAUAAUGGAAAAGUAGACUUCAUGUUUGAAAAAACACAAGAUGUGCUGCAGUCGCUGAGGCAGAAAAUAAAAGAUGGGUCUGCCUCCAAUAAAGAGUACAUCCAAGCAAUGAUUCUAGUGAAUGAAGCAACUAUAAAUACCAGUUCAUCAUUUGUAAAGGAUCACAUACCUGUGACUCAGAAUGAACAGGAAAAUAAACCAAAUGUACUUCCUUCCACAUCACAUGAAAACUCCUUUCCUGAAGACUGUGCCAUUCUAUCUACAGAAAAAAAGGAAGUUCUCCCUCUGGAAAAUAAAGUUGUAGACUUUAGGAAAAAGGAAUCACCUUUGAAUUUAUCUUACCAAAGUCAUGUCUGCUCUGGUGCUUGUCUGAUGAAAAUACCACUCACCUUGAAAGGAGCAAACCCCCUGCAGCUACCAAUCAAAUGCCACUUCCAAAGACGGCAUGCAAAAACAAACUCUCAUUCUUCUUCACUCCAUGUGAGUUAUAAAACUCCCUGUGGAAGGAGCCUACGAAACAUGGAAGAAGUUUUCCAUUACCUACUUGAAACAGAGUGUAAUUUCUUAUUUACAGACAACUUUUCUUUCAAUACUUAUGUUCAGUUGACCCGGAAUUAUCCAAAGCAAGAAGAAGUUGUUUCUGAUGUGGAUAUUAGUAGUGGAUUGGAAUCAGUGCCAAUUUCUUUCUGUAAUGAAAUCGACAAUAAGAAACUUCCACAGUUUAAGUACAGAAAGACCAUAAGGCCACGGGCAUAUUAUCUAAACAGCCAUUCCAGCAUGCUCUCUGACUCAUGUGACUGUUCUGAGGGCUGCAUAGACAUAAAAAAAUGUGCAUGUCUUCAAUUGACAGCAAAGAAUGCUGAAGCAUGUCCCUUGUCAAAUGAUGGAAUAUCUACUGGAUAUAAAUAUAAAAGACUACAGAAACUAGUACCUACUGGCAUUUAUGAAUGCAACCUCUUGUGCAAGUGUAAUCGGCAUAUGUGUCAAAACCGGGUUGUCCAACAUGGUCCUCAGAUAAGGCUGCAGGUGUUCAGAAGUGAGAAGAAAGGCUGGGGAGUACGCUGCCUCGAUGACAUUGACAGAGGGACAUUUGUGUGCAUUUAUUCAGGAAGAUUACUAAGCAGAGUGACCCCUAAGAAACCUAAUUACAUUGAUGAAAAUGGAAAGGAACAGAACAUAAUGAAUAAAGUAGUUUCAAAAAAGAGGAAAAUAGAAGUUGCAUGUUCACGGUGUGAAACACAUCCUAGAAGUCCUGAAACUGAGAACUGUCCACCUGAGUUUAUCGAUCCAAGAGAGCCUGAUAUGGAAAUGGACUAUAAAAAUAUCUCAAGAACUCAACAUCACUCAGUUAUUAGAUGUCCUAAAUCCAAGACAGCUGUUUUUCAUCACAAUGAAAAAAACAUGGGAUUUGUUUCCUCAGAUUCUGUCACCCCAGAAGAUAACAAUGGAUUUAAACCAGCUCAAGAACACCUGAACUCUAAAGCCAAGAGAGUGCAUGAGGACUCAAGUUCAAACCAAGUUGAAGAUUCAAAAGCCAAACAGCUGACUGAGUCAGAUGUCAUAGAUAUAACUAAAAGUAGAGAAGGCACACCACCAGAGAGCAGGUAUAACCAAGCAAACAAACUCUGCAGUGAAAAUUCCAAUAAGGAGCUUGACGUUCAAAUUAAAAAAUCCCAGGAGGAAAAAUCUCCAGCUUCUCAAAGUCAGCAGGUCUUUUGUGAUGAAGAGCUGCCAAGUGAAACCAAGAAUACUUCUGAUUCUCCCAUGAAGUUCAGUAAAGAGAAUGUAUUUCUUUUGGAUGCUUCAAAAGAAGGAAAUGUGGGCCGUUUCCUUAAUCAUAGUUGCUGUCCAAAUCUCCUGGUACAGAAUGUUUUUGUAGAAACACAUGACAGGAAUUUCCCGUUGAUGGCCUUCUUCACCAACAGGUAUGUCAAAGCAAGAACAGAAUUAACCUGGGAUUAUGGUUACAAAGCUGGCACCGUGCCUGACAAGGAAAUCCUCUGCCAAUGUGGGGUUAACAAGUGUCGGAAAAAAAUAAUAUAACUCAUGAUCAGGCUGAAAUUGGAGCCUUCAGUUAUCAGUGGAAUCAGUGGUUAAUUCCCCUGUUUACCCUCGGGAGUUCCUAUUUUAUUUCUGAUUUUAUCUGUAUAACUUAGAAAGGCCAGGAAAAGAAUAAGGACAUUUUCAUAUGUAUAAGGCAUUGCUUGUUUUUACUGUUACUUAUCUUUACAUGAGUAGAAUAGAGAUAUAUUUUAUGUAAAUACUGCUGUACAAUUUAUAAUUUAUUUGUAUUUUAUAUAUUAAGAAAGACAAAAAUCACAAUAGAGUUUGUAUGUUUCUAAAUUGCUUUUGUGUUUUUUUAAAAUUUAUGCUCUAAAGGGCCAAAUUUUACAUCUUCACCUACAAAAUAGAUGUUAAAUUCCUGCCAAAUGGCAUUUAUCAUUAUGAGCUAACUACAAGGAAGGCAAGAGUCUGGAAAAUAUGUAGGGACUAAUUUUAUGCACGUUAUGCCAAAUAUUUGAUUUUGUUGGGGAUUGAACCUAUGGCCUCAUGCAUGCUAGGCAGUCACUGUACCACAAAGCUACAUCCCCAGUUUUCCCAAGUAAUUUAGUACUUACUGCAGAGGCUAUGUCUGACUCCGUUUGUCAUUGUCCGUCAACCAUUUGAGUAGGAAAAAUUCUGACAGUCUCCUUGAAGAUAAAUCUUCUUUUUCAGUCUCUUUAUUGCUUCGAUGCAGACAAGACAAAAGGAAAGUAGAAACCUGGAAGAAUAUCAGUAUUUUGUUCUAAACAGAGUAAACCUUUACGCAAAGGAGGUCCUGCAGCUAGUCAAAAUUGCCUGAUAUGCGCUGAAAGGAAUUGUGUUAAAAAAGAAAACAGAACAGCUCUGAGCUUUAGACAGUUGAGUCAGGAUACAGUAAAGACGCAGAAAUUUUAAGCAAUAUACUAAGAGUGAGGAAAUAGUCAUUUUUAGAAAUAUUUUUGUAUGGAAGAGGCUACUGUGAAUCAGUGUUUCCUUGAGGUCUACUUUUGCAUCCAUUUGACAUUCAAAACUGCUGUUCUGCCCAUUUCAUUCCCUUGGAGGAAUUUCUCCAGAAAUCCUGGUCUGCUUUAGUCUGUUUGGUUCACAGCCAGCACCCUCCUUUCAUACCUGAGUUCCCCUUUUUCAGGUUUAUUCUCACAGUUUUUUUUUUUUUUUUAAGUGAGCUUUUAAAAUUUCAUACAUUUCCCACUCAAAUCCAGACCUUCCUUCCCUAUCUGUGCUUCCCUCUAUUCCCCCACUGAACCCUAUGCACUCUGCCAUACAUGCUGAGUCCUAUUCAUUCAGGUGUUUGUACCCA